AGUUUUCACUCUGCAGACCUGAAACUUGUGUAUUUCUAACUCAUUGCAGUCAGACUUCAAGUCCAGCAGGGUCACAGCCUUGCUGGGGGUGCUGCAGGAAUUUCUGAGAGCUGUGUGCUUGGUUAGGCUGGUAGCUGGUAAGGCCUCUGAGGUAUAAAACAGAUUAAUAUUCUACACUACUAGUUCUGCAUAGGAAAAGUUGUUUGAAGUGUUGUUUCAUGAAUUUUCAGUAAGUGCAGAAUAGGGAGCUUUCAUUUCAUUGGUGAAAACAUUCAAGCAUUCAUGUUCUUUUCAUUCCAUGGACACCCAGAUCCAGCUGUGCCAUGACAGUUUGAUAGCACGACUGUUACAUACCUCCAGACUCCUAAAACAUAUCUUUGAUUAAGCUCCUACUUUGGUAAUAAAAUUAAUGUGUUUUCUGUGCUGACUUUGGUCUUGUGUAACUUCCUAUGCAGAUGGGAGCAGUGAUCUCUACUUGCAGAACUCAGUACUGGCAUUAAAAACUUGGUUGCUCUUUGGGAUCUUUUACUUCACUAUAUUCUGAGAUCCUACAGGAAACUUUCUUUGAGUAAAAAUGACAGUGCUGCAGUGAAUGUAAUAGUCAUGUUUCAUAAGACUCAUUUUUCCAUCUCCUCUGAAUAUUCUUUGCCUUUGCUCUCAUCUCAUGGUACCCUUUGGAGGUUGAGUGGAUGUUAGAAUUGUAUUAGAUUAAUGUUGCUUUAAUAUAUGCUUACAGAUUUUGACAUAUAAAUGUAAAUUGUUUUACUUUCAAUUUUGGUUUUUUUCUGGUUAAAGUGAAAGCAGUGUCUCUGCUUCUCUUAUCUCAAAAAAAAUCCAGUAUGGAACAAGAAUCACCUGAUGACAGAACAUGUUAAAAGGGGGAGGAGGUUGUAUCCCAGAACUUGUAUUGUUGGAGCAGCUGGUAUAACUGGAAAAACUAAACCCAUUUAUUUUGCUUGCAAGCUUUAUCUUGAUAUGUUGUCUUUCAAAUAGUAUAUGAAAUAAUCUUGAGUAAAUACAAGGAAGAAUUUCCAGCUAACUUGUUUGCACCAUGUCUUGUGACUGAGAUGCUGUUCUGUCUUUUGGCAUUCAUGUUAUGUCCUUUUUUUCUGUUUUUUGGUGGCAGAGGGGAGAGACAGGCUGUGUGUUUUCUCCUGGAACAGCAACACUUCUGUUUUGCAAUGAUUUGGCAAUUCUUUGGCCUAUAACAUUCUCUUCCCUAAUUGUCAGUGCAGUUUGUGAAGUUUGUGAAUUUCAUGUGAUUUUCUAUUUUUAGGUGGAACUUUUAAUGUGAAAAUAAUCUGCACAAAGAAACAUUUAUUCCUGCCUUCAGAAGCUGCUUGUUGUAUGUUCAGGAGAGGGGAGUUGGGCAGGUUGCUGAGCCUGUUGGCUUUAGUGCAGUCAGCUGUGUGAGCACACACUGUAGGCUACACCAUGAGACUGCUUUUUAUACCUUUUUGAUAUCAUAAAUUGAAGUGGUGACUCUUCUUGCAUGAUCUAGGGUACAGCAGCAUUUUAAAAUCAAAGUAUAGUGUCAUGACAAGAAAAUUUUUAAUGUUUAUUUUUCAGAAGAUCUUCAUGUAACUGGCUGGAAAAUGGUUCUGCAAGAUGAUAGCACCAACUCUAAGACUGUUGGAAUGGAGACUCUCUUCACUUUGACAUGAAGUGUGAAGUUUGUUAGUCACCACUUUUGUUUCUUUUUUGCAGUUAUUGUGGAAGGUUCCAAAUGGUGUGGGUUUUUGUCAUGAACAGGAUGAGCUCCCAGAGCAGCUCAUCUGCUCAGCGCAGGCGAAUGGCUCUAGGAAUUGUCAUUCUCCUCCUGGUUGAUGUGAUCUGGGUGGCCUCUUCAGAACUCACUUCUUAUGUUUUUACAAGGUACAACAAACCCUUUUUCAGUACAUUUGCAAAAACAUCCAUGUUUGUUCUAUACCUCUUGGGAUUUAUUGUUUGGAAGCCAUGGAGGCAACAGUGUACUCGUGGGUUUCGUGGAAGGCAUGCAGCUUUUUUUGCAGAUGCUGAGGGUUAUUUUGCUGCUUGUGCAACAGAUACCACUGUGAACAGUUCUCUGAGUGAACCUUUAUAUGUUCCUGUAAAGUUUCAUGAUUUGCCAACUGAAAAAAAUGGCAGUAAUAGUAGUGAUGCAGAGAAAACUCCCAAAAAGCCUCGUGUGAGGUUCAGUAACAUCAUGGAGAUCAGGCAGCUCCCAUCAAGCCACGCUUUGGAGGCAAAGCUGUCACGUAUGUCAUAUCCCACAGUGAAGGAGCAGGAAUCCAUCUUAAAAACUGUAGGAAAACUCACUGCAAGCCAAGUAGCAAAAAUUAGCUUUUUCUUUUGCUUUGUGUGGUUCUUGGCAAAUUUCUCAUACCAAGAAGCUCUGUCAGAUACCCAAGUUGCCAUAGUUAAUAUCUUGUCAUCAACCUCUGGGCUUUUUACACUAAUCUUAGCUGCAGUCUUUCCCAGUAACAGUGGAGAUCGGUUUACCCUGUCCAAAUUAUUAGCUGUUAUUUUAAGCAUUGGUGGUGUGGUACUUGUUAACCUUUCUGGAUCUGAAAAAUCUGCUGGAAAAGAUACAAUAGGUUCCCUGUGGUCUCUUGUAGGAGCAAUGCUGUAUGCUGUCUACAUAGUCAUGAUAAAAAGGAAAGUAGAUAGAGAAGAUAAACUUGACAUACCAAUGUUCUUUGGUUUUGUAGGACUGUUCAAUCUGUUGCUGCUGUGGCCAGGGUUCUUCCUGCUGCACUAUACUGGGUUUGAAGCAUUUGAGUUUCCCAAUAAACUGAUAUGGAUGUGCAUUGUUAUAAAUGGCCUUAUUGGAACAGUUUUGUCAGAGUUCCUCUGGCUGUGGGGCUGCUUUCUUACCUCAUCACUGAUAGGCACACUUGCCCUAAGCCUUACAAUACCUCUGUCCAUAAUAGCUGACAUGUGCAUGCAAAAGGUGCAGUUUUCGUGGUUAUUUUUUGCAGGAGCAGUACCUGUAUUUUUUUCAUUUUUCAUUGCAACUCUCUUGUGUCACUAUAACAACUGGGAUCCAGUGAUGGUGGGAAUCAGAAGAAUUUUUGCCUUUAUUUGUAGAAAGCAUCGAAUUCAGAGAAUGCCAGAAGAAAGUGAGCAGUGUGAAAGCCUCAUCCCUAUGCAUAGUGUUUCACAGGAUGGAGACAGCUGCUGUUCAUAGACAAAAGUUUAAAAAUGGAGUGAUGACCAGCGAAGAGACAAUCUUCUGGAAAAGUCCCUAAGGAAUCAUGUUUCAGUGCCUAAUCUGAAUUGUAGUAAAAAUAAGAAGUUUCAGUUCUUUUGAAACUCUAAACUUUUUCUUGCUUUCAUGUGAUUUUAUAAAUGAACAGAUUUAAUACAUGCCUGUCACCAUAGAGAGUCAGUCCAUCUGAGCAACCAACCUGCCUUAUAACACUUGAGUUGGUGACAUUACUUGACAAAAUCAAGAAAGCAAAUGCUGUUAAGUGAUUUCUUUCUUUUUUUUAAGUCACAAUUUUGUUAAAUGCUGAACAAUAUUAUUUUAAAAGAUACUUUAAAGUGAGUUAUGUAAAUAAGUUUGCAGGUCAUCAAGUCUUACAGGCUUUCAGAUGAAAAGCUAAAUAGAUAUGUUACCUGUAGUAGGUACAAAUUAAAUUUUUUAUGUUGUAUAAACUAUUUGCAUAUUAAUAGAUGAAAAUAGAUAAAUAAUUUAUUAAGUGCAUUCUUAUAAUUACUGAGGCAGGAUCUUUGUAAGGUCCUGGAACACUACAUAUAUAAUGUCUUAGGCCAUUUUGAGUAGCCUUGUAAUGGCAAUGGGUGCUGAUGAUUAAAAAUCAAAAAAAUUGCCCAAGAAUCAGGAAUGCUUAAAAUUUCAGUGAAUGGUAAAAUAUUUCUAAUUGCAAUACAUUUGGGUAUAAAUUCUUAUACAUGUUUUAAAACAGGCUGGUUCUGUAACCCAUUCUCAAUCAUAAUUGUCACUCAGACAUUUCGGGUGUAGAGAUCAAAUUAAUUGUGAAAGUUUUCAGUCAGUGGUUUGGAGCUAGAAUCUGCUAAGCAAUAUGAAAAGGAAAGGUGUGUGCAUUGAUUUUUCUUUUCCCCCAGCUGUAUUAAUAAAUUUAUUCUAAAACUGAUAAUUAUCUUCCUUCCACCGCAGUAUUUUAUCCUUUUUAAUCCAGUGAAGCUAUAUUAAUUAUAUUCAGGAAUAUCUGAAAUUAGUCAAUGCCAUUUUUCAGCUCCUGGCCUAUAAGGCACUUAGAUCAAAGUUAAUUUUGGCUUUUGAUGGAUUUUAUUUUUUCUACAAUGAAUAUGAGAUGGAUUUUUAGCCAGGAGUAUUUUCUUCCACACAACAAGGUUAUUCAUAAUGUAAGGUAUUUCUGCUGUCCCUCCACACAAAUACAGAAGGAUGACAUAGCAGAAAUAUCUGUUCAUGUUUAGACACUCAGUAAUGAUCCUUCCAAAAGCAGUUUUGGUCUUUUGGUAAUAAAACUGUUAUUUGAGAGGGAAUGCAGGAAAGUAACAUGCUUAAGCUCUAUAUUUAUAGAAGAAUUUGAGCCAGCAGCUGGAAUUUAAUAUAAGAACUGUGUGUAGAGGAAGGAAGACAAAAUGAACCUGGGCUAUUCUGUUCAAAUAUUUAACCUUCAUCAAGUUUUUCUUUCCUGUUUUUAAUAGUGGAUUGCACUACUAACUUUGGUGAUCUGAGGUAUCUCUUUAAGAUGAGAUAAUAAGUCCUUCUUGGACACAAAAAUAAAAAUUAAAAAAAACCCAAACCAACUACAACAAAAUCACAAACCCAAAAGGGACAAGAAAGUCAAUUAAAUUUCACAGUUAAAUUUCCAAGCCCCACAGAGGGGUCAGAAAUUGCAGUUGUCAAACUAAUUUUAUUUAGUAGAAUUUUCAGGCAUUUUUUGAUCAGUGGAGUUUCCUUAGGUUUUGGAUUUGUCCUUUAAAAUUAUGACAAAUGUAGAGGAUGUUUGCUUUAACUUUUUUCAAGAAGAAAAAAAAAAGUCUCUUUUUAGUUAAUCAAAUGUUUCAAUGUGAUCCUGCAGAAUAUUUGAUACCAAGCAUUAACUCCAAGUUUGAAUCAGCUGGGACUUGUGGCAUCAGUGCAUUAAGCCUGGAAAAACCGAGUUUGCUUUCAGAUGGGCAAAAAGUAUUUGUAGCAAAAUUUUGUAUUGUGAUUUUUGCAGUUGGUCAUGCAAACAGGGUUGGAUCUGUAAUGUCAAAUGUGCAGUUGCUAUUUGUAUUUGCCCUUAUGUUCAUGGCUUAAAGUCAAAGAUCAUUGUAGCCUCUCUUGUAUAUGACUGUUAAUUUGCAUUACUCAUUAGUCUAAGAGGUUAAGAAAAGUACUAAGAGAAUAUUCUUCUGUCUCUGACCCCAGGAAUGUUGAAGAACAUUCAGUAAACUCAAAGUCAGGGCUUUUCUACAUGUUUUUGUUUUUAACAAAAAUAUAUUAAUUUUUUUAAUAAGAUAUGAAAUAUUCUUAUCUCCUGGCACUAGGUAGCUUAAGCUAUGUUUUUGCAUUAAAUUACAGUUCUUUAAAUAGUAGGAACAAAACAAACUGUCCUUGCUGAAAGGAUUUUUAAACAGUGGUGCCCCUGUAGUUACAGGAAACAUGUUACACUUUUAAUUACAGAAGCUAUGACUGAUAUAACAUUGUUCCUGCAUUUAAUAGAAUGUGAUGGAGUUUUUUCUACAAAACCUUGUGAUUUUUAGUACAGUGAUAUUUUAUAAAUAUGAUGUCUGAUUUGAAAUGUAAAUUGCAUAGCUCUGAUGGAUGCUUGGUAAAUGCACAAGAGAUUUAGCUUUGAUUCUCAGGUAUCUCUGAUGCAAUGGAGAUGUGCUGGGUUUUUCCUCCCUGUGACACAACUGGAAUGUGAAGGAGCUCUCUCAUGAGUGCUUUACCUCUGUGUGGUAGUGUAUAUUGUCAUUGCUCUUACUGUUUCAAUUUGGGAAUGUCUUCAUUCUGGCUUACUUCUUGUGGGAACCACAUAUGCUUUAGAAAAAUGAUGUUGAGCAUUUCUUUGAUUGCCUCUGGAUGGUUAAGGAGCAGUGAUUUCCCACGCCUGCACAAUGGGAAAUGAAUGCUGCGUGUUGCUCUGUCAAACUGUCCAACUAAUUCCUGUAAUCCUUUGAGACAACCAACAAUUUCUUCUGUGCGUGUAAUUGAGGUUUUGGGGCUGUUUGGUUUUUUUAUAUGGAGGAAAUUAUGAUAAUUUGCCAAAAGCUACAGAGCAUGCCUUUGCUUUUAGGGUUUUGGUGAGUCUCACCUAGUUUGAUAAGCAAUUUGCUGAACUUCAGAACAAAGGCAGGAAAGGAUUUCAGUUUUUCUGCCGCUUCAUGUUGGGUUUCAGUCACAGUGAAGAUGUGCUCACUACAGGGGACUGCUGCAGAUGUAAUGCUGGUUCAGCAAGGGAUGGAAAUACCACAUCUGUAACAAAGUCUGGGGCAUGUGAAUGCUCCUGAAGGCACUAAGGGCUUGUUCUUGGCUCCCAGUCUUCACUGCAUCCUGCUCCUUGGCUCUGGCCUCUGGGAAUGCCUGUCAGGGGUAGGGGCUGUAGGACAGGACUGUUCUGGCUGGCCACAGAGCUGGGCUGCAGGGACUGCACACAGACUCAGAAGGACAGCCUGGGUGUCCCUGUGAGUAUUUUGUGGAAAGGGGGUGUUAAGCAGGGCUGCUGCUCAACCCAGGGGAGCUGCAGGUGAUUCUUGGUCUAUUCAUGGCAGAACUCCUUGAAAUGUACAAAAAAAACAAGAUCCUGCAUUGCUUUUCUUGAUGUGCUGCUGCAGUUGUCAUUCCUGUCACAAUGCUCAUGCCUAGGUACUGCUAUUCACAGCUGUGAUGGCUUUAAAUAAGGUGGCAAAACGAUUGCUUUGUAAUUCUUGGUUCCAUUUCUCUUAGUGUUGAAUGUUGUCUUUCCUAUUCCCUACUAAAAGAUCCUCCUAUCUUAGGGAAAUUAUGUUACUGAGCUAAACUAAUCUAUCAGAGGAGAGGGAAAACCAGUUACAUUUUGGAGAUAGGCUGAGUUUAUGGACACACUUUGAAUUUCGUAUGGAAAUAGGCCUCAGAAAGGCAGAGUGGAAAUGAAGUGAAGAACUGGCAUGCUCAAAAAUCAAGAAACAAAUUGAUGUAAAUAUCACAGUGUUGGGUUAUAUGGCUAACUGUAGGAUGGUACUUUGAAUCAGUUGCCUUUUCUUGGGAUAAGUUUUGAGUUAGUUACCAUUUUUGUUCUGGCUGUCACAUGUAGUGCCUGCAAUUUAAUAGUUAUAACUCCAGUAGCAUUUAUGUGAUUCAUAAACUGUUUUUAUGCAUUUUUUCCCUUUCUAAUCCAUGAUUUCAUUAAUGUUGUAUUUUAUUUUACAUGAUCAUUGCAGGGCAUGAUUUCUCAGGGAAAUAUGGAUGAUACCAUAUGUUGUGAGAGCUGAUAACUAAUUCCUGCUUUUAACAUUAAACAUUUCCAAGUUUCACUCAAACAUUUCACAUCGUGUAACUUCCAUGUUGAAUUUCCUUAGGCUUAUCAGGUAAAUAAUGAUGAGAAUGUUAAGAGCAUUUAAAGAUGUCAAUAAAAUUUACUCUGCCCAACACUUUGUUACUUUUUGGAGAAACAUCCAUUCUAAGGUGAUGCUGAAAUGUGUGUGAUUUUCUACUUUGUCCUCUUUGCCAUAGAAAUGAAUAGUUACUCUGCUGAUUUUGAAGCUGCACUUCUGGCAUGACAGUGACAUUAACUUUCAGGGUUAGACAGUGCUGUAAUAAUACAUAAUCUGAUUCUGGGAUAGAUCAGUACAAAUCUCUAACAUAAAUAUAUUCAUUUCUGUCAUUAAAUUUUUACCAAGUCUCAUCACUUUGGGGAAUUUUUUUUGUUUUGCUUUUCCAGUAAAGUUACUUUGGCUAGAAUGGGAAUUGAGCCAAAGCCCACAAGAGUCAUAGACAGCAUUAAUAAAGUAAAAAUUUAUUGAAAAGAGCUCUGCAGUCAGGUUGACCUUUAUGCCUUUGCAGUAUUUCUGUCUGCAGCAUGUAUUUGGAGUGGUUUGCUUUAAGACCUCAGUAAUAUAAAUGGAGGGAUUUUGCUGGUAAAUAUGGUAAACACACUACUGUUACUGAUCACAAAAGAUAUUUCCACAUAGCCAGUAUUCAGCUUAAUUAUUUAGAAGCUGGAUUUGUCUUGCUACAUGACUUUUGUUUAAAAUCAGCAGCAUGAGAAAUAUUUACCCCUUCACUUUGCUGUAUACUUCUUUUGUCCAUAGUGAGAACAUGUGAUCACAGUCAUCAGCCUUGUGCAUCAGCUUGCUCUUGAUGAUUUCUGCUUUGACAUUUCCAUUUCCAUGCCCUGUUGCAUUCAUUGCAAAGUGAAUUUCCUCUCUAGGUAAAGCCAGUGUAAUUGUAUUUUGACUGCCCUAGUCCUCUGUGGUGUUAGCAAUCUGACAUAAAAUGUAAAUCUGACAUGUAAUGUGACAACUUAGAGGUCAGUGUUCUCACUCUUGUCAUUACAUCUGGUAUUAGUAGGUAACCAGACCUUUUCUGGAUAUACCUGGCAUGAUGUGGAGUGCAUCCAGAAUUCCAUCUGGCUUUCACUUCCUACUUUAAAAAGCAUAAAGGACUUUUCUCUGAGGAUUUUUGUAGAAAGCAGCUGUUUAGUUCUACAAGUUCAGAGUCCUUUAACUGCAUCUCAAUUUAUAAAGUUGCAUCCAAUGUUCCCUUUCUUUUAUUAAUGAGCUUCUGAAGGUUUUUUUCUGGGAAGGUGCACAAAUUUUCUUUGUGUUCCACAGAAGAAAUAUGACUGAAUACUGAAAUGGCCUCAGAAAUAAAAAUUCAAGGCUGUUUAUUCUGUAGUUCUCUUAUAGUUCACAUAUGUUCCCUAUUUUUUUUUUUUUUUUAAGAAAUAAAACCCCCAUACUUACCAAGCUGAGGGGAAUUAGUCAUUUAGCACAGAACUAAUUUUAUUAUAUGCAAAUGGUUGUAUUUUUAUCAAUUAUACCAGUCAAUGUGUUACUGAUGUUUCCAGUCCACAAGUCUUCCUUUUCUGUGUCACAGGUGAUGCUUCUCUUCUACCCAAAUCUGACCUCUUGCAUACCAAUCAAGUUAGUUCCACUGCCAGAAUGAGUAAUUUAUAAAAUAUUUUAGAAUCUACUUUUUCCUCUGACUAGGGGUACAGCAGGGGCUUUCCAACCAAACAGUGCCACUUUUCUGUUAGAGAAUUAAAAAAAAAACCAACCUAUUAAAAAUUUUUAAAACAGAAAUAUUGAUUGACAAUCAAGAAUGUUAGUAGGAAAGUAGGAAACAUGCUGUAAAAUCAUUGGGUUAUUUCUUGUAUAGCCCAAUUCCACAUAGGAAGUGCUUGAGCAGUAGUUUAUUGGAUUGAUCUGUGGUUGAUCUUGAUUUAAUGUAGAAAGUAGGUAUUUUAAAUAAUCAUUUUAUAUUGAAGCUGAAGGCUUAAAUUAAGCCCUGUGAUUGUUUAAAAAAAAAAAAAAGGAAAAAAAUUGUAUUUGGAAACUUAGGAGGUAUCUUUUGUUUGUGGUUUGGUUUUUUUGAAGUCCAUCCAAUGCAGUUACAAAGGAAUGCUCUGUUAAUUGGCACUCAUGAGAGGCUGUUUACACAAGGCUACGUGGAAAGUGCAGCCAGGUGCUGGAGUUGACAUUACCUGAAUGGAAUUAGAGAAAUGUUCUAAGCAUGAGGUACAACUUCAGCAUUGUAGAGCUGAAGGGGUGUUUGUAAUGAUUUACAAUUUGUGUAAGGUCUCUUUGGAGUAGAUAUUAGUAAAACAAAAUUGUUUGUGAAACCUUGAGUUAUGAAACUCCUGAAACCUGAGUGCAUUAAAAGAUGCACAAAGCCAGUCAUAGUUUUGGUGGUUCUUCUGGCGUUGCAUUUUAUACUGAGGUUCAGAAAAUUCUCAGUUAUACUUUUAAAGUGGAAGCUGCUUUAACUGAAGAGCUUUCAACUGAAGAAAACUUUUUUUUUUUUUUUUUUUUUUUUCCCUGAAGUCUGUACAGUUUGCUGAUAAUUCAGAUGUUCUGGGAGCUCAGCAAGUUCCAGAUACCCAAGUAUCCUCUGUGAAACAUCUUUAUGCAUCAUCCUUUAACCAUUUUCCUCAGUGAAAGCAGAACGUGAAUUGCUGAUGUGUAUUGCAUUUGCACUUGAAAACCUGAUUUCAGAGUGUGUUAAACCUUGAUCUAUUUUUGAUAAAAAAGAAAUGUAGCAUUUUAAUCUAAUUUCCAUUUAAUGGUAAGGAUAUUCAUGCAGAGAAAAACAUAUAUCAGGGCUUGAUGCAGUGAUUUUUAAGCCAAGAAAGCAGCAGGGUGGCAGUGGUAAAUCUGAAAUGAAGAUGCAUAUCUGUUCAGAAACUCUGGUUUCCUCCUGCCCUCUUUAUACCAAAUUGUGUCUCCAUUAUUCCAGAAUAAUACAGAUGAAGCAGAAACCAGAGCUUUUACUCUUUGUUCUCUAAAAGUGAGCACUGGCUUUUGCCUGGGGUGUCUUUGUCCUGUCUUCAUUAUCUGAUGGGAGGUCAGUUGAAUAAAAAAUAUUUAAUAAGUAUUUUUAAUUAAAAUCAGAUUUAAGAUAUUAAUUAUUUUGAAAUUCUCUAUAUUAAUAGAGAUCUAAUGAAUGAAAAUUGAAGUCCUAUAUUGCAAAUACUGAACAGUUCUUAUAUAUUUUUAACAAAACCAGUAUAUAUAUGGAUAUUUGAAACAUGCAUGAAAAUGGAAAUUGGAAGAUUGUUUUUAUGUUAAAAGAUUUAUAAACUGAAAUUCUUAAUAUCCAGUACCAAAACCCUAUAAAAGGGCUAAUGAAAAGAAAAUGUAAUGUAUUCUGAUUAACAGCCUGUGAUAUACAAUCAAUGGGUGUGAUGUUUUUGUUCUGUAUUAUAUUUAUUAUAUGUAAGUAAACAAUAAAGAUUAUAAAUCUUA
This is a messenger RNA of Oenanthe melanoleuca, 10863 nucleotides long. RefSeq names its product solute carrier family 35 member F5 (gene SLC35F5). The transcript is spliced from 16 exons. The record is from RefSeq and is a predicted model, not a curated record. Lineage: Eukaryota; Metazoa; Chordata; Aves; Passeriformes; Muscicapidae. The coding region runs from base 1727 to 3169 and encodes 480 amino acids. Gene Ontology annotation, cellular component: membrane. Gene Ontology annotation, biological process: regulation of peptide transport.